Megalops cyprinoides (Indo-Pacific tarpon) is the source of this 1876-nucleotide messenger RNA. RefSeq names its product cyclin-dependent kinase 5 activator 1-like. The record is from RefSeq and is a predicted model, not a curated record. The transcript has a single exon. Gene Ontology annotation, biological process: activation of protein kinase activity; positive regulation of cyclin-dependent protein serine/threonine kinase activity; brain development. Gene Ontology annotation, cellular component: cytoplasm; protein kinase 5 complex. Bases 296 to 1243 code for a protein of 315 amino acids. Lineage: Eukaryota; Metazoa; Chordata; Actinopteri; Elopiformes; Megalopidae. Gene Ontology annotation, molecular function: protein kinase binding; cyclin-dependent protein serine/threonine kinase activator activity.
CUGCGAAUCUCUCCGUCCAGCCCAUCGCUCUCACCGUCUGAAGCUACAGGCGCACCGAGCUGCUGCAGAAGGAGUGGCCGCACACCAGCUUCGGAGGCGUUUGUUGGAAUUUCGGCAAACGCUUUUCAUCCCGGUCUCCUCCGUUUUUACCCCCCCUUGGUCAUCUUCAAAUUUAUCAAUGGGACUGAAUCUGCGGGUCUGACUGGAAAACCCAUACACGGGCGCAGCGUUCGGGGCGCAAGGCGAGACACAGCAUUCCUCAAGGCCAUUGGGUGUUGGUCAUCCGCGGCAAGAGAUGGGAACGGUACUCUCCAUAUCUCCAACAUCAAGGAAGGGAGCCAUUCUAGAUGAUAAGACGGAGGUCGGGCACGCCGCUAGCGGCAAGACGGAGAAGAGCCUUAAACGACAUUCGGUAUUAAUAUCGGCUCUAACGUGGAAGCGACUAGUUGCAACUUCGGCCAAGAAAAAGAGUGCCAAGAAAGUUAACCCGGCGUCUCAUGCCAACAACAACCCAGUGGAGCAGCUAAAUAACGAGAAUCUAAAGAAAUCUCAGCAGUCCACUUCGGACCGGAAAGGGUCGCAUCGGGACCACAAGUCGGGACCGCUGGCAGUACCAGUACCGACGGUUCCAGAAAAAAGCCUGCCUCAUGACCAAACCCAGAACGCCUCACAGAAUAGCAAGCAGAUCGUAUCCGUUAAAAAGCAACCUAGCAACCGAUCUGUCAUAUCCCCGAGGCGUGUAAUUGUUCAGGCGUCGACCGGGGAGCUGCUGCGCUGUUUGAGCGAAUUCAUAUGCCGAAGGUGCUACAAACUGAAGGAGCUGACCCCCAGUGAGAUUAUCCUGUGGUUUCGAAACGUGGACCGGUCUCUCCUGAUCCAGGGCUGGCAGGACCAAGGAUUCAUUACGCCCGCUAACCUGGUGUUUGUCUACAUGCUUUGUAGAGAAGCGGUGACCGAUGACAUCGACAGCGAAUUUGAACUUCAGGCCACCUUCCUGACCUGCCUCUACCUGGCUUACUCCUACAUGGGGAACGAGAUUUCUUACCCUCUGAAACCCUUUCUAGUGGAGACCAACAAGGAGGUCUUCUGGGAGCGUUCCCUGCAAGUCAUUGACAAAAUGAGUGCCAAAAUGUUGGAGAUCAAUGCGGAUCCGCAUUUCUUCACCGAGGUGUUCCAGGACCUCAAAAACGAGGGAGAAUCAAGGGACGCGAAUAGUAAAGGGACAAUUAACCUUGACCGUUAAGCGAACGAGAGCGGUUUGAGAGAGAGAGAAAGCGAGAAUUUAGGAUAUCUCCCUGCACCCCUAUUUUAAAAGGGUGGCUUGAAUGUAAGGUUCAGGGAAAAGUAACAUGCACUAGAGCCGGUGAAUCAACCCAGACGUGGACCAUCCCCUUUUCCGAUAAGACAUGUUUCGUGUUGUUACCGUGUAAAAGAACACCUCGUGCUUCUGUGAAUCACAGUACAUUGGGGUUCGGGGUAAGGGGGCGGUCGAUAAAUGCAUGCCUGAAGUAUUUUAAUUGUACUUUAAUUGUGGCUUUAAAAUGGCUGGAUGGUGCAGGGCAAAAAAGUUGAGAAAUUAAAAUUGUUAGAUAGUACAUCAAUGUUUAGGUACGUUAUUUAUAUAUUUAUUUCAAUUUUGUGGAGUGAGAGGACGCGAGGAAGAACAGUAUUAUUUUACUGAACGCGGAGCUAUCCAAGGUGCUGGCCUUCAACGGACACAUUGCACAUGUAUUGUGUUGUUGAACCUUAUGCUGUCUAUUUGAACUUUGAAUGUACAAACUUACAACAACAACAAAAUGUUACUUUACCCUUCUACGUGCCAAUUGUUAUAGUAUAAAACGCAUUGUUUUAUAUUGUAUAUUUAAAGCAAAAUACA